UGUGCUGACACAAAGUAUAUCCUUUUUUUUAAAAAGAUUGAAAAAGCUAAACCUCUAAAAUGUGGAACUUUUGGUGCUACAUCGCUGCAGCAAAGAUACUUAGCUACAGGAGAUUUUGGUGGAAACCUUAAUAUAUGGAAUUUAGAAGCUCCUGAAAUACCAGUAUAUUCUGUGAAAGCUCAUAAGGAAAUCAUAAACAGUAUAGAUGGUGUAGGUGGCUUAGGAAUUGGGGAAGGUGCACCAGAAAUUGUGACUGGCAGUCGAGAUGGAACUGUAAAGGUAUGGGACCCAAGACAGAAAGAUACUCCUGUUGCUAAUAUGGAACCUGUACAGGGAGAGAGCAGAAGAGACUGCUGGACAGUAGCAUUUGGAAACGCUUACAAUCAAGAGGAACGUGUUGUAUGUGCUGGAUAUGACAAUGGGGACAUUAAAUUGUUUGACUUAAAAACCAUGUCACUACGAUGGGAGACCAAUAUUAAGAAUGGGGUUUGCAGUGUGGAGUUUGACAGGAAAGAUGUAAACAUGAACAAGCUAGUGGCCACAUCACUUGAGGGAAAGUUUCAUGUUUUUGAUAUGAGAACUCAGCAUCCAACCAAAGGUUUUGCUUCUGUUUCGGAAAAGGCUCACAAAUCUACCAUGUGGCAGGUUCGGCACCUUCCACAGAACAGAGAUAUAUUUAUGACGAGUGGAGGAGCUGGGAGCCUUCAUCUCUGGAAAUAUGAAUACCCUGCUCAGCGCUCAAAGAAGGAUUCUGAAGGAGCUGAGAUGGGGGUGGCAGGUUCUGUCAGCCUCUUGCAGAACGUAACUUUGUCAACACAGCCGAUUUCUAGCCUAGACUGGAGCCCUGACAAAAAGGGACUGUGUGUCUGUGGUGCAUUUGACCAAACCGUGAGGGUACUGAUAGUUACCAAACUUAACAAAGUUUGACAGGAAAACUAAGAUUUCCAAUGAGAAAGCAAUAUAAUUUACAGUCUGAAAAUAUGGGAGGGAGAACCCUCCUGUUUCUAAUUUAAUUUCUCCCUUAUUAAAACUGGAUUAAAGAACUCGAAACCAGAUCUUUCUAUUGAAAGUUCAGAAACAUGCUAUUGGAGUUGUUUGAUUGUGCUGCAAUGACUUGAACAAGUUGCCUAGGCACAAAACUUUUUACCUUCUUGAAGUGUGAAUUUACGUUAAAAUGAAACGUGCCUUUGUUUUAUCACAACUUGUAAGUUCAGAAAUUAUUUUGAAUUGUUUGUUUUCAGUUUAACCACAGUGCAAAUAUGCUCACCUUGUUAAAUGGUUUGACUUUUUUUCUAAAUAGUAUUGUCCAUACACAUUUAGGCUAUGGAAACUAUUAUAUGAUCCUUCAUAGAAACUCCUUGUGCUUACUUGAUUGUAUUAGAUAGAAUGUUUGUUAAAGUGACUUAGGUUCUUAAAUACGCCAUAGAAGCUAUAAUGAAUACUGAAAUAUUCAGGUUUGAUGGAGUAAACUUUUCUUGAAGAUGGUAUUGAAAUUAAACUGUUGAGCAAAAUGCACUGUUUUAUUGCUUUAGUUUAUUUUUGUAACAAGUUUUUAUGUUCUGUUGGUUUUAUAUCUGUUUGUAAUGGUAGUCUACAAAUAAAACUCUCUGGAGUGUCGUUUUAA
Messenger RNA from Struthio camelus australis, 1624 nucleotides. Lineage: Eukaryota; Metazoa; Chordata; Aves; Struthioniformes; Struthionidae. The record is from RefSeq and is a predicted model, not a curated record.